Molecule: messenger RNA, 2728 nt
Organism: Hippocampus comes (tiger tail seahorse)
Lineage: Eukaryota; Metazoa; Chordata; Actinopteri; Syngnathiformes; Syngnathidae
Gene: frmd8
Product: FERM domain containing 8
Exons: 11
Coding region: 381-1796 (471 amino acids)
Biological process (GO): negative regulation of canonical Wnt signaling pathway
Cellular component (GO): cytoskeleton; plasma membrane
Source: RefSeq, a predicted model, not a curated record
CAAUCUGACUCUAUUUUCUAUUCGUCAUUUCCGAAUCAAUUUAGUCUACUUUUGAAUCAUUCCGUUAAACCACACGCUAUGCGUUUAUUUCGGGUUAUGUUGUAACGUGUUCUGUUACAUACAGUUUUGAACACGAUUUUUGGCUUUUGAACGGCGCUGUCACGCCCAGUAGUGAGCCGUUCAGAAAAAAAACGAUUCGUUCGUCACUCGAGCGCUCGGUAACAAUCGUGCUUGUCCGGAAAGCUAGUUUGAGACGAGCUGUCGGCGAGGUAGUAAAUCAGUGGUAUGCGAAAGUGUCUAAUGAUUUAAGCUACCUUACUUCAUGCCCACAGACGACAGAGGAGUGGAGCAACAACUACACUCAAAUUGACAGAUUUGAGAUGGAAGGAGAUGUGUGUAGCUUCCCCCCAGAGUCGUCAGAUGACCACUCACAAAGAGGAAGUGUAGCUUCUUCUGCUACACUCUCCCACUCUCAAGAUGUGCUCAUAUACCUGUUUGGUGACAGCGUGGUACACUUAUCAGUAGAAGGGCUCGGCAAUGUUACUGUGCAGGAGUUGGGUCGUUCUGUUCGAGAGGCUCUUCAUGUUCCUGAGUGUGCACAGGAUGCCUUUGCCUUCUGGCUGUCUUCUCCCCUCCUUGAGCUGCAGUUAAAGGCAAGGCACCAACCGUACAAGGUGUGUCGCCAGUGGCAAGACUUGCUGUAUCGCUUCACGGAAGCCUCAGAGGAAGACAUUUCACAAGAUGAGCCCUGCCUCCAGUAUCGUCGGAACGUGUUUUAUCCUAAAUUUAAAGAGCUGCAGAUAGAAGAUGAGGGAGUGCUACGACUUUUAUAUGAAGAAGCCAAGCACAAUAUCAUCACUGGACGAUACCCCUGUGACCCUGAACACUGGGCCUCUCUUGGAGGCUUAUCUCUUGCUCUUGAUGAGGGGACAGGCCUGGAAAGGCAGAAAUUGACCUCUGCUAUACGAGAGAAGAAGCUGUCUUCUUUCCUACCGGCACAUGUGGCCAUGGCGAGUGGAGGUUUGUUCUCCACGCUGAGAGGGAAGUCAAGCCGUCAGGCAGGGUUGGAGCAAAGUCUCUUGGAAGAGUACAGAAAGAUCAACAUAUCUGGAGAAUGUCAGCAAGACUCAGAGCUUAUACAUCAGUACCUGAGAACAUGUCACUCUCUUCCUUAUUAUGGGUGUGCUUUUUUUGAUGGGGAGAUUGACAAACCUGCCCAAGGAAUCCUGCAGAGAGUCAAACGCAAAGCUGUCGCAGUCGGUAUCUCGCUGGAGGGAGUUUAUGUGAUGGACGUCAAGGACAAACAUGUGCUUCUCGGCCUGCGCUUCUAUGAGCUUUCCUGGGACCACAGCUCCCCCGAGGAGGAAGGGGACUCGCACAUCUUAUGGCUUGAGUUUGAUGGCGACGAAGAUGGUACUCCAGUUAACAAGUUGCUGAAAAUUUACUCCAAACAAGCAGAGCUCAUGAGUGGCUUCAUCGAGUUUUGCGUGGAGCUUCGGUCAGUGUCUGAGGGAGGAGCUGCAGCAGAAAUAGAUGGUGAUUCAAGUCGGUCACAACAAGCCUCUGGCAAAGAUGACGGUGACAAGCAUGGACGCGGGGGACGGCGAGGGAUGUUGCGCCGGCAGAGCAGCGUGGUGUGCAGCCGGGUCCAUUCGCUUAACACCAUAAACUAUGUUGACAAUGGAAAAGAAAUCAAAUGCUUAAAGCCCAAAAGAGCUGCAUCCUUUUUCACGCGACAGACAUCUGGGCCCAUGUACUCUUCUGUGCAAGUGACAGAGAGCUCAGAGCAGGGUUAAGAUUCUCCACCUGCAGCAAUGCCACCUACUCACAAAGACCAAAACAGACCAUUUAAAAAGACGUUUGACUGGAGAUGGACCCAAAAACACACUAACACUGGACCAAGUGAGAGAUCUUAUGAUGACCAUAUUUAUCUUCUGAUGUAUAUGUUUUGCAUACAUGUUAAUGUGAACACCCAAGUGACUUGAUAAGGAUCACAAGUGCUGACAACAGCCUAACAUACAAAGGAGAAAAGCCUCGUUGAAAUAACUGCUACUGGUGACUAUCGCGUGAACCUUUUUGACUGCUCUGCGGUGCUCGUGAUCAACAUUCAAAAACUUCUCUUCGGUAGAACAGCUGACUUACCUCGAUUUCCUUUGCAACCCUCGAUAACCUGAGUAACUCAUUACCACCACAGCUAUGCCUAUUAUGACCGCUUAUCCUUACAAAUUUCGGGAAACAUCCUUUCAAGUCUCUUGUUUGCUUCGUUUUAAGCUGUCAGUGCCUUGUUCCAGAAGGUCAGCUAGGACACAAAACUAUAGGAAUGAUUCAUUCUUUUUUUUUUUUUUGUGACUAAGGCAGGUCAAUCAAUGUUUGCUGACUUGGGCACUAUGUGAUGCAAUCAACAGCAGGUGACGUUCUCAGAAUGCAAAAGUACAAGUUCACUAAACAUUUAAACAUAACAUUUGCUUGAUCGUGUCUUUUCAUUGCAAAAAAAAUGUAAGAAGCUGAUGGGACUGGGCUUUUACAUGUGCCUUAUGUUAAACUGACCAAGAAAUACUGACUUCAUAGCACAGCAAACAACAAAACCUCACGAAAGGGGCAUCAAACGGAGUAGACAUCAAGUUCCGUCAUUUCGAGGCAACCAACUCCAUAUUUGUACUUUUCUACGCUCGUAUAGGUUUGAUAUGUUGUGUAUCCAACCUGUCACAAUUAAAUGUGUUGUUACUAA